Messenger RNA from Oryzias latipes (Japanese medaka), 2220 nucleotides. RefSeq names its product transmembrane protein 125b (gene tmem125b). The record is from RefSeq and is a predicted model, not a curated record. NCBI's taxonomy places the organism in Eukaryota, Metazoa, Chordata, Actinopteri, Beloniformes, Adrianichthyidae.
GUGACAUGGCGAGGUGUGUGAUGAGAGGAGGGCAUGUGUGUGUGGUCUGCCUGGCACUGAGGCCGAGAGCGACAGGAGGUCAGCGAUGUGUGACACCAGGGCGGUGACUGUGGUGACAGGCAGGGGAAACACACAUGCAGGGAUUUGCAAAAGUUGCUCCAGCAGGAUUUUCUUUACGCUCUCAUUCAACCAAGAGACCUCUACCAGUUGUUUUCAGUUUGAUUCCUUUAACAAGCUGUGGAAUAGGAAGCACACACAGCUACCUGUUCAUUUUGGAUGUCUCAUCCAGGACGGAUUGGUUUUCCUCCAGGGCUUUCAUGCACUUUGGGAUAAAUUUUGUUGUAAUGCUUCAACUUAAGUUGCCAGAUAAUCUUCAAAGGGAUGGACAGGAGUUCCAAGCAUUUAACAAAGUUUUGCAUGUCAAAGGUGCUGUUUUACAUGCUGAGAGGUGACUCGCCAUGCAGACCUUGUAUUACAGCAUGCACCCGAGCCUCUACCUGGACCGCGCACGAAUACGCCCACGAGUCUUGGAGGACCAAGUGGAGCUGUGGUGGUUCAGAGAGCCACGGCACUCCUUGUUUUGCUACAGUGUGUCCGUGGCCCUAAUUGUAGGGCUGGGCCUCGGCGGCGUGGGGCUCCUCUCCACCACCACCAGUUUGUCUGGGCCAUGGCGUCUCGGAGUGGGCACCACUCUCUGCCUCUUGGCUCUGGCUGUCCUCCUCAAGCAGCUCCUCAGUUCUGCCAUCCAGGACAUGAACUGUGUGCGAAGCCGGAGCCGAAUUGAGCAGCUAAAGAGCGGCGGAAGAGGUGACCCAGCUCUGAUUUUAGCUGUGGGCCUGGCAGUGACAGUCUGUGGGACCAUCCUGCUCUGCGUGGCCACACUUACCGUCCAACGCUACGACAGGAGAGGAAUGCUGGUGUCUGGGAUUGUGCUUAUGAUUUCUGGGGCCAGCAUGGCUCUGGCUGUGGUGGCUUACGGCGUCCUGAUGCAAUUUAAGAGAAGACGAGAGCGGAGGAGGAGGAGGAGGGUGAGAGUGAGCCGAGCAAGGAGGCUGGAUGGCCAGGCUGCCCGCGUGUUGAGCGUUACAGGCGAACAAAUCGGGGAGACUUUUACCAGCUGGACAAGUCUGAUCUGAGAGGAAAACGCCUUUUGGCAAAGGGACUGUCAAAAUUAAAGAAAUAGAAUAUAUAAUAGUUAGAUAAUAGUCAGAUAUAGACUAUCACAAAACAACACAAAUUCUAGUCAGGGAGGCUUCAACACAUUUUUCAGAGUAUUUUUACUGUCUAAAUGCUCAUUUCAAACCACAAAAGUAACAAUUUAUUUAACAUUAAAUCAAUUUAAAACAUCAAUUAAUUUAAUAGGGCUGUUUUUUUUUGUGAAAGGCACUUUUAGAAAUCAUUAUAACAGGAACUUCCAAUAGUACUGUUGUUACUUUUGUCAGUUUACUCUAGUUACUUUAGCAGAAAGAAAAAAAGUUUUGGAAAAAGAUAAACUUUUAAAAAUACACAUUUUGGACAAGAAGUGAAAAUAAUUAUAAUCCUUUGUAAAACUUUAUUGCACAGAUUACUUAGUUUGACUAUUUUGCUUAUUUUAGUUACUUAAGUUGGUUUAUAAUUUAUUAUAUCUUUAAAGAAUGCAUAGUACAACUGAAAUAAAUCUGACUAACCAGGUAACUUCAAAUUAUCACCUAUUUGAUGUGAGCACAUAAGAAAUCCUCUUAAAAUUGAUUUAUGUUCAGUUCAAUAAAGUGUUUCUUCACAAGCAGCUGGAUUCCAAAAUUUUAAUUAAUUAUGUAUUCAAAUUUGACAUAAAUUUAGGAUAUAAACACCAAAAUUACAAUCAGAACAUUUUGACAGGAAGAAAUGUUCAAACUAACUUUUCAUUCAUUGAAAAUCAUUUAUUUCAUUAAACAAAGAAUGGUUUGUGUCAAAACCAUGAAAUCCUUCAAAUUAGCAAUGAUUUCUUAAAAUCUGGGAUCCAAUGUGUUGAAUAGAGCUAUAUUCGUUAUUUUGAUUAGGCUUGAUGCUUUUAGAAACUAGAAUGAUCUCAUGACUCAGGGUGUUAACAUUGGUUUAAGUAGUCUUAAUUAUUGUAUUGGAUAGAUCAGUUUCCAGGCUUGCAGCCUUAGCUAUAAUAAGCUAAAAAUAAUUAUUUUAUCAAUCUUUGCACACCUUCAAUAAUCCUCAAUCCAGGGGUUAAGAUCCCUUAAAAAAAAAAAA